Messenger RNA from Dermatophagoides pteronyssinus (European house dust mite), 1975 nucleotides. RefSeq names its product vacuolar protein sorting-associated protein 33B-like. NCBI's taxonomy places the organism in Eukaryota, Metazoa, Arthropoda, Arachnida, Sarcoptiformes, Pyroglyphidae. Gene Ontology annotation, biological process: vesicle-mediated transport. The record is from RefSeq and is a predicted model, not a curated record.
AAAUUUUGUAUAUAAAUCGAAUUCAUUUUUUCUUCUUUAUUUCAUCAAGAAAAAAACUUGUCAAUAUCUCAAUCAUCGUCGUACUUGUCAAUCGAUUAUGGAUCGUGAUAACAAGAGUCAUUCUAUUUCGAGUACAAUCAAAAAUUUCUCAUUAAACAUGUUGUUAUCGUUGCUCAAAAAGAUUGAUGGCUCGAAAGACAUUGUAUUGGGAAGCAAUCUCGUAUCCCUUAUUGAUCUUAUUUGUAGCUAUUCAUUGAUGAAGGAAGUUGGCGUUGAAAAAAUAUACAAAAUCGAUAACAUACCGACGGCAACAAAUAAAAAAUUAUGUUUUAUCAUACAAUCGAACCUUAAUGAUGUUAAACAAGUUUGUAAUUGGUUUAACAUUUUUCUGAGCAAAGAAAUUCAAGACAUACAAUAUUGGAUCAUUUUUGUGCCAAAAAGAACUUUUGAUUGUGAAAAAUAUUUGGAAAAAGAAGGUCUUUAUAGUUGUUUUAAUAUUUGGGAAUAUCCUCUUGGAUUCAUACCAUUCGAUGAUGAUCUAUAUUCAUUGGAACAAAAAAAUCUUUAUCAUGAUUAUCUAUUGUUGGGGGAUUACCAAUUCUUGAACAAUGUUGUUCAGGCCAUGCACCAUUUUCAAAGACUAUUCGGGCCAAUGAAUUUAGUUAUAACAAAAGGUCGUGCCUCCGAAUUCAUUUGUAAUAGUCUACAAAAGUUGAAUGCCUUUUCUGGUAUAAUCGAAGAUUCACCAAGAGAUUGUUUUAUCGAUUUAUUCGUUUUUGAUCGUGAAGAAGAUUAUGUUGCAUUAUUGUUAUCUCAACUAAAUUAUUCCGGUAUCAUUGAUGAAACAUUUGAAAUUAAUUGUGGAAAAAUUUCAUUCAAUCCAGAUGGUUGUAAUCAACAACAGGAUAAUUUAAUCAAACACAAUUUGUUAAAAAAUGAUCAAAUCUUUGCCGAUGUACAGGAUAAAUUUUUCUCAUCUGUAUGUUCUACAUUGAAAGAAAAAGGACAAAAAUUACGACAAAAAUCUUAUGAACGUCAAACAAUCAAUUUAAGUGAGAUGAAAAAUUUUCUUAGAAAAGAAAUUAGUAAUUUACAAUCAGAACAUAAGCUACUAUUUUCUCAUUUAACAAUUUGUGAAGCAAUUAUGGAAACCAAAAAAAUGACGAAAUUCUCUGAUCAAUUACGAAUCGAACAGAGCAUGAUUGAAGGAAUUGAAUCACGAACAGCAAUGAAUUUUAUUGAAGAUGGUAUUAUUAAACUAUUACCGGAAACACAAAUGCUUCGUCUUAUAUGUUUGUAUUCGAUUUGUUAUUCCGGUAUAUCUAACAAAGAAUUGAAUAAUUUGAUUCGAUUAUAUACACAAAGCUAUGGCCACCAUCAUAUAACAACAUUUUAUUAUCUAAAAAAGAUUGGAAUACUUUAUGAAAGUACGAAUCAAUUCAAUUUGAUUGCAUCGAGCACGGCACAAAAAUUGGCUGCUACAUCAUUACCAUCGGCCAGUUCAUCAACAUCGGAAACGAUUAAAAAAUUUCGUCAAAUUGUAAAAAAAUCCAAUCUUAUACCAUUACUCGAAACUGAACAAUACAAUCCACGUAUGCCAACCGAUUGUGGCUAUGUAUAUGGUGGUUCAUAUUGUCCAUAUGUUUGUAAAUUGAUGCAAAAUUUUUUCGAUACAAAUAAUCUAUCACAAAUAGAAGAUUGGUGUAAACAAAAUCAUUGUAAAUUACAACCAAAUUUAUUACCUAAUCAACAUGUUGGUCGUGAUUGGCAAACAAAAUCAAAACGAAUACAAAUGAUUUUAUUUACCGGUGGUGUUACAUAUGCUGAAAUAUCGGCAUUACGUUUUCUAUCAAAACAAAUAUCGAUACCAAUAGUGAUUAUGGCUAGCUCAAUUAUCAAUGGCAAUACAUUUUUACGAUUAUUUUCAGAAAAAUUAUUUUACUAAUUUACAUUGAUUUUAUAUAUUUUGUUGUAA